UUUUAUAUGAAUAAAAUCAACUACUGUGGAAACUGCUUCAAGACAUUUACUCAGAGUCCAAGACCACACACCUCGCUCGACACCUUUUCAGAUUUCCAAAACAACAGCUCUAAUUCUCAAACCAAAAGAACACCUAAAUCUCCACAAUCCCCAUUCAAAUCUCCAAUAGACCAAAUUUCUUCACCUCUAAUCACAAUCAACCCUGAUCUGCCUUACAGAGAUCCUAAGAACACCUUAUGCAAGGACUGCUUACCUUUAUUCACAAAAAGCCCUAACAGCGGCUUAAAGAAGACAACUUCAACGCUCCACAAGUUAAAAUAAGCCAUCAAAUUUAAGCCCAAACCAGGAGGUGCAACAUAAUAAGAAGAGGUCGCAUAGUACAAACCUAAAGCGGAGAAUUCGUCCUAAUAAACCUGAGAAGAAUGAGAAAGAAGACAAAGACUUCUUUCUAAGUAAGAAUGAAGAUGAAAUCAACUCUGUCAGUGAAUCUCAAAGUCAACUGAAUUUGAUAAGAAAUACAAUAGCAAAGGAUAUCUUCAGAGAUGAGCAUUCUUUUGAAGGAAAGACUAUUUCUUGAAAAAUCCAUCCAGAGAAAUAAUGUUGAAUAUAUUUGUAAAACAGAGAGAAUGGCUCUGUGCUCAAAAUGUCUUUACAGUCAUUAUAAAGAAGGACAUCAGAUCACUUGUAUUAAGGAGAUUUUUAAAAAUAUGAACACAAUGAUAAGUGAAAUGGAAGAAAAAGUACUUGAAACAGUAAAGAGAAACAAAGAGAACCUUCGGGAUAGUGAAUCGAAACUAGAAUCCUUCGUUAGCAACAAAUAUCACUUACUCCAAAACAUCAAAACUGUUAAAUCUUUCCUGGUGUACAAUUACAUGAGUAUUGAUAAAUAAGCUUCAAAAAAUCCAACAGACUAUAGUUGAUGAAUCAAAGCAACAAGAAGAUGAUUUAAACAUAAAGAUUAAGAGACUCAACUUUCAGAUUAACAAAAAUGCUCAAUUUCUUGAUAAUCUUGAGCAAGUAAAGCAAAAAUUAGAGAACAGAAGUGAUGGCCACCAAGCAUCUCAAAAGAAAUUUGCAAAUCACAUCAGAAAUGUUCUUAAGGCAGGAAGACUUGUAAAUGAAUACAGAACUUUGGAUCUUUCAGAGAAAUUCAAGGUGAGCUUUGACCAAGAGCUUUCCCAAGCUAAGAAAAAAUUCUCAGACCUAAAACUCAACCUUGAGCAUGACACUAAGAAGGAAAUUGAUGAACUUCUUAAGAAUAUUUCAGAGAUCAACAAGAAGGCAGGAAUCGAUAUCGAAGUAGAGCCACUUCAGGAUAAGAUUAGUGAUGAUAGGAUUAGAAUUCCAAGAUGGAUGACCAAAACCAUAGCUGAGUUUGUUGAUGAAGAAUGGAAGAUUCAUUCUAUUAACAUGAAAACUCAUUUCUUCCCAUUCUCUAGAACUGUAUAUUUACCUAAUAAUGACUUUUUGGUCAUUGGAGGUCUGAAUCAGAUUGUUGAGGAUAAGCCAAAGUUUAGUGACCAAGUCCUUAAGGUGAGCGAGGUGAUCAUCAGCCCAUUCCAAAACUUUUUCACUGUUAAUGAGAGCCCACAUAUGAAGAGACCCAGAGGAUGCUUUGCUUCUGUGUUUGAGAAUGGAUGUGUCUAUGUUCUAGGAGGGUUUAAUUACUUUGAUAAGGAACUUAGAGCAUGUGAAAGACUAGAUACCCAAGGUGAAAACAAAUGGGAAGAAAUAGCAAAAAUGACAUAUUCUAGGAAAAACCCAAGUGCAUGUUCAGUCGGAAGUAAAAUUUAUGUUUUUGGAGGAGGAAAUGUCAAAUGUGAAGGGUCAAACACUAUCGAGCAAUAUACUAUCGACAAAAAUUGUUGGAAUUUGCUGAAGUAUAGAAUUAGUAAGAAAGUCGCCAACUGUAUCUCUACCAAAGUUUCAGAUAGCAAAAUUCUAAUCCUUGGAGGAAGCGUAUACGACUCACCUGAAGAUAUUGCUAAGUCACCUUAUGUAUUUAUGUUCAAUUAUGUUGGACACAAAUCAAUCAAGCAAAUCAAGGAUGCUCCAAUGGAGAUAUUCUCUAUUUAUCCUCCGUUCAUAAAAAAAGGAGAAGAUGAUAUGCUUUACAUAGUAAAUGAAGAUGACAAGAAUAAUGAACUUAACAUUGUAAAAUACUCUGUUGACAAGUUCUUAAUCAACUUAAGAUAAUUUGCAAAAUGAAUUAUUUCAAUCAUGA
Molecule: messenger RNA, 2224 nt
Organism: Moneuplotes crassus
Lineage: Eukaryota; Ciliophora; Spirotrichea; Euplotida; Euplotidae
Source: the annotation of a GenBank genome assembly